AUGACCAUCCCAUACCCGUUCAAGUUCACCACCACCGACCAACCCACCUCAUCCUUUAGCGGAGAGACCACCUCCCUGACCGUCAAACUCGAGAACGUGCGGGGAAGGAUCCCAAGCGCACAAGCCUCUCGUCUUCGGACGAUUAUGCUCGAAGCUCACAGCGAUCCCAACAAGAUCAUCGCCCAUGCAUGCAGCUACGACGGGCUCUCCUCGCGCUUAGUCGAGGAGGCAGGCUUCCCAAUUAUCUUCCUAGCUGGCUAUGCCGUGGCAAGUGGCUUCGGACUACCUGAUACCGGAUAUAUCGCAAUGGAGGACAUGUGCAGGAAGAUCCAAGAAGUUGUGCGCAUAACCAGCAUCCCUGUCAUGGCGGAUGGGGAUACUGGCUAUGGAAGCCCGAUGAAUGUCAAGCGGACGGUUGAGUGCUUUGCUGCGGCCGGCGCGGCGGGCGUCAUGAUUGAAGAUCAGACGUGGCCGAAGCGAUGCGGUCAUACAAAGGGCAAAUCUGUCGUCUCGCGCGGUGAAGCAUACGCCCGUAUUCAAGCCGCUUGUGAUGCGCGCAAUGAGGGCCAGGAUAUCUUCAUACUUGCCCGGACCGACGCUCUGAUCCACGGCUGGGACGAAGCGAUGACUCGUGCGAAGGAGUUCACGCGGAUCGGUGUCGAUGCAGUCUUUGUGGAGGCGUUGCCGGACCGGGAAGCCAUGAAGCGGUGCGCUGACGAAAUUGGUAUCCCAGUGUUUGCAAACAUUAUCGAAGGGGGAAAGACGGAGAAUCUCUCUGCGCUGGAAUUGGCGCAGUUGGGUUUCUGUGCGGUUGCGUAUCCGUGGACGCUUGUAGCUGCCAAGCUCAAGAGUAUCCGAGAGACUCUGGAUGAUUUGAAGAAGAGCAUGACCAUUGGUGCGCCACCAAUGAUACUAGGAUACUCUGAGGUUUGCGAGGGUGUAGGUUUCAAUCAUUAUUGGGAUCGUGAAAAGAGAUAUGAAUAUAGUGAGAACGGGCUUGUCAACGAUCAUCAGGAUACUGUAGAGAGAUAG
Messenger RNA from Aspergillus udagawae, 1032 nucleotides. RefSeq names its product isocitrate lyase/PEP mutase family protein. Gene Ontology annotation, molecular function: catalytic activity. The transcript has 3 exons. Bases 1 to 1032 code for a protein of 343 amino acids. Lineage: Eukaryota; Fungi; Ascomycota; Eurotiomycetes; Eurotiales; Aspergillaceae. The record is from RefSeq and is a predicted model, not a curated record.